AUGGCCGCAUCUUCUAGAAGGUCGAAGGGUGGGGUAAUACCGGCCUCGUUGGGCUUCCGGCGUUCCGGUCCUUUAUGUACGUCGGUGACGUCGGAUCCGUCGCCUUUCACGUCCGCGUCGUCUUCCUCGUUCGCUUCCUCGUCCACCUACUACUCGUCCUCCCCCUCCGGCGGUUUCUUCACCCACCGCCGUUCGGUGUCCCCAACGAAGGUCGACGUCCACGCGCUGUCCCCAACGCCGCCUCCAACGCCGUCCGUCCGAUUCCCCAUCGACAGAUCCAUCUCGCCGCGGCGCUCAAUCGCGGCGUCGCCGCCGCCGCCGCGCAACCAGGUCGUGCAGAGAAGCGGCGGCGUACAGAGGAGGACGUGCCUGUGCUCCCCGACGACGCAUCCGGGGUCCUUCCGCUGCGCUCUGCAUAAGAACAGCUUCGGAGGCGUAGUCGGCGGCCGGAACGGCUCCGCUCCGUACUCUCCGCACCGGCUCAACAUGAGGAGGUCGGCGAUGACGAACUCUCUUGUGCGGAUCGGCACCGUCGAGGGGGAUCUGGUGAAGCGUGCUCUGGCGGCCCUUAUCCGCCCCUCCUCGCACCAGCAGCGCCGUCGGGCGGACUUCCGGCCCCGUCAGAGCCGUCUCUCGGUCAUGUCCAAAGCCGAGGACCUUUAA
Molecule: messenger RNA, 663 nt
Organism: Striga hermonthica
Lineage: Eukaryota; Viridiplantae; Streptophyta; Magnoliopsida; Lamiales; Orobanchaceae
Source: the annotation of a GenBank genome assembly